Molecule: messenger RNA, 2114 nt
Organism: Plectropomus leopardus (leopard coralgrouper)
Lineage: Eukaryota; Metazoa; Chordata; Actinopteri; Perciformes; Serranidae
Gene: hibch
Product: 3-hydroxyisobutyryl-CoA hydrolase
Biological process (GO): L-valine catabolic process
Cellular component (GO): mitochondrion
Molecular function (GO): 3-hydroxyisobutyryl-CoA hydrolase activity
Source: RefSeq, a predicted model, not a curated record
UCUGUCAGGAAGUGAACGCAGAAACUGCAGAGCGAGGAAAAAGCAAAGAAAACAGAUGAUAAAGUGCAGCCAGUGAGCACAAGUCAAAGAUUAUAAUGUCCUUAACCGUGUUGACGUCCGCGUGCAGACUGAGGUCCCUCUGCAGACUGCAGCGAAUCCAGAGCCACAUGAUGUCGAGUCAUGUGGAGCCAGAGGUUCUUCUGGAGAGGGUGGGCUGCGCAGGCGUGAUCACCAUAAACAGACCCAAAGUCCUGAAUGCCCUCACCCUGAACAUGGUUCGACAGAUCUACCCUCAGCUCAAGAAAUGGGAAAGUGACAGUGAGACUGACAUCGUGAUCAUCAGAGGAGCAGGUGGGAAAGCCUUUUGUGCAGGUGGAGACAUCAGAGCGGUCACAGAAGCAGGGAAAGUUGGAGACCCUCUGGCAGAGGUCUUUUUCCGUGAGGAGUACAUUCUCAACAAUUCUAUUGGAGCAUGCAGGAAACCAUAUAUUGCCCUAAUUGAAGGAAUAACAAUGGGAGGGGGUGUCGGCCUGUCAGUUCAUGGACGGUUCCGAGUGGCCACUGAGAAGACGCUGUUUGCCAUGCCAGAGACCGCCAUAGGGCUUUUCCCAGACGUGGGAGGUGGCUAUUUUCUGCCGAGGCUCCAGGGGAAGCUGGGACUCUUUCUGGCCUUGACGGGCUUCCGUCUUAAGGGACGUGACGUGCAAAGAGCUGGAGUUGCCACUCACUUUGUGGAGUCAAAGAAGAUCCCAGACCUGGAGAAGGAGCUGGUGGAUCUGAAGUCUCCCUCUGCUGAAGACGUCUCCAGAGUGCUAGACAGCUACCAGAAGCAGAGCAGUCUGGAUUCUGAGAAGCCUUUUGUGUUGGACAAGCACAUGUCUGAUAUUGACAGGCUGUUCAGCUCCAGCAGUGUGGAGGGCAUCGUGCAGAACCUGAAGGCAGAUGGCUCAGAGUUCGCCAACAAACAAGCUGAGACACUGUCCAGAAUGUCUCCCACAUCCCUGAAGAUCACCUACAAGCAGCUGCAGGCGGGUGCGACUCUGAGCCUGCAGGAUGUGUUGGCGAUGGAGUAUCGACUGAGCCAGGCCUGCAUGAGGGGCUACGACUUUUAUGAAGGUGUACGAGCAGUGCUGGUUGACAAGGACCAGAAUCCCAAAUGGAAGCCGUCAACACUGGAGGAGGUGUCUGAUCAGGCGGUGGAGCAGUGCUUCUCCUCGCUGGGAGACAAGGAGCUGACUUUCUGAUGCUCCUCGCCUUUAAACACACUCCCCACUGAGCCCUCUCCAAGCCUGCGGUUCCCACAGCCUGUAAUGGUCAGCCAGUGAGAGCACUGUGCUGCUGAGGAUGUAAGAAAGUCUGUUAUUGCACAACACGCACAUCCACAGGUCAUAUAGUUGGACUCGGCACUAUUAAAUACAGUGAAACAUUAUAGAAGAAGAUCGAGGCUGCUUCUCUGCUGCUGAGGAGAAGGAGCUCUGAUUCAUCACAGCCAGAUAUCAAAAAUAGUAGUAGAAGAGGCAGCUAACAGAUGCCCUGCGUGUCCCACCUGAAAAAUGUUUAGUGUAAACUUGCUCUGCAGUGGAAGUGGAGUGUUUUUUUCUCUAUUUUACAUAAGUCAUACAGCAGUAACUCUGCUGCUGCGAAUGCAAGGAAUCUGCCGCACAGCAGCAUUAACAGGAGGACACGGGAGGAGAAUGAUCUCACCGCUGAGUGCUUUCAUACAUUUCCUGUGGGUGUUUGUUGAUGUGACACCCAUCAGUAUCAUCUGUAUUUCUACAGUGUGGUCACUAAUUCCGAUAAUGUGUCUCUGUUUCUUUUCUUUUCAGUGGGAUAAAAAAAAAGGUUUUCUGACAUUUCCACACAACACUCCUAAGACAAAUGGCAGAUUUCUAACAUUAUUGCUUCUAAGUGCCUUUACAUGUUACAUUGCAUUUUUGUCUUGUGUUUUUAUCAUUUACCUUAUCUGAUGGACACGUCACUGUUUUUCAGUUGGUAUCAAAUCACCUCCCUAAACUUGAGUCCUCAUAGCUGCAGUAUUUAUGAGAUAACCAGUCAGAUUAGGCAUUAUUGCUGGAACAAAGGGCAAUAAAGAGAGUUGGUAAUGUAAUCUGAAA